AUGCUCGCGCACUGGACUUUCUCCCUUUCUCCUGCCUACUCUUCUUUCUCCUGUGUACUUCAUUUCCUCUUUCUUUCGCGUCUUUCUCCUUCUUUUCUUCCUUCUCUCGGCCGCUGUUGUUGCCGGCAAAAGGCAUGCUCGAGACGUGAGCCUGACACUGGAGCACACUGCUGCACUCGAUCGUCCUCCGAGAUCUUCUCGCCUCUCCGCCUUUCACUGUCCGUUGACGCUUCAGAGUUCUUUUUUCUUUUCCAGCCUCCUCACCUUCUCUGCUUCGCUCGCUCUCUUGGAUUCUCCUUCUCCGUCCCUCGCGUUCUUUCGUCGAGCUCGUGUGUAAGUACACCUGCCUCUCCGAGGAAACGAACGAACCUCUUUCCUUUCAGAGUUUUUCGCUCUUGGCAGUCUUUUCCAGUCAAAUCUUUCGACUGCCUCCCUGGAUCUUUCCUUCCCUGCCUCGCCCCCUUCUCUUCUUCUUCAUCUCCAACAAUGCCCAGAGAUCCGGAACUCUCUCCCCCUCCCUCCUCUUCGUCUUCUCCUCCUUUUUCUUCUCCUCCUCUCCCUUCUUCUUCUGCAUUUCAGCCUUGUAUGAGCUCCUCUGCCGGCGUUGCUUGUGCGGCGCCGAGGGUGUCUUCUUCCCCGCUCUUUCGACCUCCAGCUUCGUUCUCUCCCGCGCUCUCGCCGGGUGUCUGCUGCGUCGCUCCCUGGGCCUCGCCCUUGGCCACCGCCCCGCUCUCGGGUGUACGUACACCCGGCGCACCCGCCGCCUUUGCGGCGGUGGAGCCGGCGACGGGCCGCGAGGAAGAUUUGCGUGCAUGCAAGAAGCAGAUUCACUCCCUCCACGAUUUAAGUGUAUGGACGGCUGGUCCCAGCUACCAGGCUUUCAUGCGUUUCCUGCGCCGCCUGUCGGCCGCCGUCGUCGACAGAAAGGCUGUGAGUAGGCGCGAAGGGGACUCUGGAAAGAAGUCUGCAGAGGAGCCUCGAGGAAAUUCUGAAGAGCAGUCCGCAGAUGAGUCUGCAGGAGGCUCUGGAGAGAAGCCUGAAGAGAACUCAGGAGAAGAAAUGAGAGUUGAAGAUGCAGAGUCCGCGACGAGGAGGCGCGCGGCGGCCGCAGCGCGUGCUAUUGUCGAGUGGGGAGUUCGGGAGAACAGCCGAGAAGGGAAGAGCCUGCAUGCGAGCGCCAAUGUCCUUAUUCUUCUUGAGAUCCUUGAAACUCUGAAAAUCUGGAUCGAGGAAAUUCCUCUCAUCGAACAGCCCAUGCGGUUCGGAAACCGCGCGUUCAGGACUUGGGUGGACCGACUCCAAGAGAGAUCCAAAUCCCUCUUGGAGCCCCUCGUCCCGACAAACGUCGCACCGCCUCCCGCUUCGCUCUCCAUCGAACCGAUUCCCGAGCAAGAAGAACUCGUUUUUCCUCCUUCUUCUUCUUCUCCUUCUUCUGCUGAGUCUCCAGCUGCCUCAGCGUGUCUGCAGGGAAACGUUUCAGGGCAGAAGAUCGGAGGCGAGGCGAGAGAAGCAGGAGAAGACGACGAGGCACAGACAGGAAAGACUCUGCGAGAGACCCUUUUGGAGGAGCUGACAGACUACCUUUGUCACGCGUUCGGCGAUCGACAGCGAAUCGACUACGGAACAGGCCAUGAGGUCUCUUUCGCACUCUUUCUGUUUGUGCUCUUCGAGGCUAAAAUCCUCGACGAGCAUGCAGACGACGCAGCCGCCGUUCUCCUCGUUUUUGCACAAUAUGUCGAAGUUUGUCACGCCUUGCAGAAGACGUAUUCGCUGGAACCGGCAGGAAGCCGCGGCGCAUGGGGCCUUGACGAUUUUCAUUUUCUUCCUUUUCUCUUCGGCGCAGCUCAGCUGGUCGAGAACCAUUUCAUUCACCCGGCGGAGGUCGUUGACAUGGGAGUUGUGAAGGAGUUUGCGCCCUCGAACCUCUACUUCUCGUCCAUUGAGUAUACCAUGGAGGUGAAGAAAGGCGCUCCGUUCUCAGAGUGCGCGCCGAUGCUGUAUGACAUCUCGGGCGUUAGUACGUGGCGCAAAAUUCACGCGGGUCUCCUCAAGAUGUACGAGGGGGAGGUUCUCAACAAGUUCCCGAUUGCCCAACACUUGCUAUUCGGCAAGUACUUUCCUUUCUCGCGAAAGGCCGCCGACGUCUAAACAAAGAGCGGCGAACCUUCAACCCCACGAGGGCGCACAAUGCUUCUCGAGGAAGCGUGGUGCAUCUCCACCUACUCUGAAGUCCACGUCGACGUCUGAACUUCGGUCAACGGAACUGCCUUUUUUUCUCCUUUUUCUGGUUCAGUUUCAUUGUUCGCAGACCUCCCUACUUCCGGCUGUCUCCCCUGUUGCCGCCUCUGCCUUUGCGUCGUCUUUCUUGUCUCCUUUCCUC
Toxoplasma gondii ME49 is the source of this 2380-nucleotide messenger RNA. Its product is annotated as phosphotyrosyl phosphate activator (ptpa) protein. NCBI's taxonomy places the organism in Eukaryota, Apicomplexa, Conoidasida, Eucoccidiorida, Sarcocystidae. Gene Ontology annotation, cellular component: cytoplasm; nucleus; protein phosphatase type 2A complex. Gene Ontology annotation, biological process: mitotic spindle organization. Gene Ontology annotation, molecular function: peptidyl-prolyl cis-trans isomerase activity; protein tyrosine phosphatase activator activity. The record is from RefSeq and is a predicted model, not a curated record. The coding region runs from base 1 to 2148 and encodes 715 amino acids. The transcript is spliced from 6 exons.